Molecule: messenger RNA, 1554 nt
Organism: Sphaeroforma arctica JP610
Lineage: Eukaryota; Ichthyosporea; Ichthyophonida
Exons: 8
Molecular function (GO): actin filament binding
Source: RefSeq, a predicted model, not a curated record
AUUUGUCCAGGGUAAAUUGUUUCGUGUUCCUGAUGCCGAUCACGGAAUAUUCUUCAGCGGGGAGUGCUGUAUAUUCCUAUGCAUUUAUUGGAAGGAAGAGGAAUUAAAUAAUGCCAAAUACGAACAAGAUAGCGAGAGUGAAGAUGAAGAAGCCGAAGAUGAAUUUGAGGCCAUCCUUUACUUCUGGACCGGUAGAGAUGCACCGUCCAAUUUGUGGCCCAGAUUUACACUUCAGCACGCCCCGCAACUGAUGGAUCUGGUUAAGAAGAAGUACCAGUGUGAUCUCGAGAUCCGCAGGAUGUUUCAACAACGGGAAACAGAGAGAUUUCUUUCGCAUUUCCGGCGGAAAAGCAUUAUAUAUCGAGGCCCGUACAGCCCAGGAUGCGAAUAUAGCCGUGCGCGUCUAUUUCAAAUGCGGCAGAUGUCAUCGAUCAUCACACAGCGUACCGUAGAGGUACCCCUCAGCGCCUCUGUUUUGGACUCGACCUACUGCUUCAUCCUGGUAGCCCCACAUGAGAAAAGGCCGGGUGGAGUAGUUUACGUAUGGAUAGGCCGUCAGACUCGAGACGCAGAUGCCCAGACAGCCAUGACCAUGAGCACCAUCAUAUCUCGAGCUUACGACAAUGCAGAAAAUGCCACAUCUAGAUACGUAAUUCGAGUGGCACCGGAGAAUGGAGAACAUCCCUCAUUUCUGAGGCUUUUGUCAUAUAAUGGACGUUCUAUGACAAAAGAUACAGACGUUCCUGCCCUAGUGCGCUACAGUGCUGGUUCAAUGCGAUGCUUGCUACCAGCGCCUGGUGUACUACCAGACUAUGACCUGAAGAGGCUAUUUCGAUGCUCGAACCGUACGGGGUCCUUUGUAGUCAGUGAGAUAUCGCAAGACUUCUGCCAGGAUGACCUGGAUCACAACGACUGUUUCCUGCUCGGCAGCAGGCGGCGAGUCUAUCUGUGGGUGGGCAAAGACACGAGUGACGUGGUACAGAAACUGGCCUUGAAGAGCGCUCAGACCUUCGUUGCAGACCAGGGUGAUGGCUAUCCGAGAGAUGGCGUUGAGAAAGUAUUUGCUGGAGAGGAGUCUUUGGUGUUUCAACGAUUCUUCCAUGGAUGGUGGCCUGAGGCUUGACAUUAUCUUGCAAAUUCAGAUACAAUACAAUCGGGACGAAUAAAGGUUUACGGUUGCGUUAUUGACGACAUGGUCGAAAACGCACAUUUUUGCAAUAUUAAAUAUGCACAAAAGUAUACGGUAUGCGGCUCUACAUACGCGGCCAUGUACCCAUAUGUUUGCACAGUCCAUGGGAUAUUGAUGGCCCUGAAGAGCCUUACUUCAAUAUGUAGUAGAACUUCUUCUUUUUCUACUACAGAGUUGAGAAUGGCUAGGGAGUGAAGGCGAAUACUGUUGAAUCCAUAGUUUGUCGUGACGGUGGUAGCGGGCCGAGAGUUUCGAAAUUCAGAUGUUAUAAAUUGUGUUGUAUUGUAAACAGGGAAAUGAAUUGUGCUGAUUUUACAAGUAUGUUUUCAAUUUAAGACCACAAUAAACAAAUGAAUAAAUUAAAU